Messenger RNA from Tilletiopsis washingtonensis, 3423 nucleotides. RefSeq lists its product as hypothetical. Lineage: Eukaryota; Fungi; Basidiomycota; Exobasidiomycetes; Entylomatales. The record is from RefSeq and is a predicted model, not a curated record. Bases 428 to 3292 code for a protein of 954 amino acids. The transcript is spliced from 4 exons.
UCACGCAGCAGCUCAGACCUCAGCUACUCGUCCACCACCUCCUCAUCCCUCCGCUUUCGUCCGCUCAUCAUCGUCCGCAAGCCUUCGUCUAGGCCAAGCACCACGCAUCACGUGCUGCGGGGCUGUGUCAGAAGUCGACCUCGCCGCGCCUCGAGCCGCCGGCGCGCCGCGCUAAGCCGCGUCAAGCCUGCAUCUCGAGCUGCGAAGCCACGCGUCCUUCGCUUCGCUCCACCUCAGCCCCUCCUUCUGCUCGAGGGCGAGCACACCCUCCUCCUCCUCGCGGCCCUGGCCGCAUUCGCGCCUUCGCGCGUCGAGCUGCCUGCUGCGCUGCUCUAACCAGUGCCAGCGCAUUUCGCUCGCAGCCCUUCUCGCUCGCGCAUCGCUCGCGCAUCGCUCGCGCACCGCACGUCACGCAUCGCGCUCUUGUAUGCCCUCGACUGUGCGUCUGCCAGGCGAAACAGCAAGUCAGAAGAAGGCGCGCAUCGACGAAGAGUGCCGCCAGCUGCGGGCAAUCGCACCGGAGCGCAGAACUACCGCGCAGCGCGCCCGCAUCAAACUGCUGCGUGCGAGCGGACGGCUGAAGAUGCAGGCCGCCGCGGGCAUGGACGCGGCGGAUCGUCCAGCUCGUGCCUCUGCCUCCUUCGGCAUGGGCACGUCAAGCGCAGGACGUCCUCCUCCUCUCGCGUCCUCCUCGAAGGUGCCUCUCGGGCCUUCAGCGAAGACGGCGCCGCUUCCCUGGAAGCUGACCCAUCCGUUGCUUCGCCCGGUGGACGCUCCUCCCGGUGCUGGCGUCGGCGUCUUAUUCGCUGCGACUUUUGCGGCGCUUCCCGCCAACUUCGAGCACGUCGGCAACAUAGUUGCAGCUCAAUUUAGACAGCUCGCCAAAGAUGACCGCCUUCGUACUCCUCAGCUCCUCAUGCUUCCUAAGCUUGAGUGCGACUUCAGAGCGCUCCGCCCGCCGGAAGCAGACUACGCGGAGCACCUGGCGCUGCCCGCCGGUGCCAUACACGAUCGCGCAAUCAUCAGCAGCGCUCUCGAUCGCUUGCUGAAGCUCCGUCACAAGAACGGCAGACUGGUGCUGAAGCUACGGACGCAAAGAGCACUGACCUCGGACAGUGGCACGAACCAACCCGACGGGAACCGUGCGCCCGAAGAGCAGCCAGACGACGAGCAGAGCGCUAAUCAGCAGCUCAUGCCGGUCCGAGAUUACUACCGUGUCGAGGCGGAAUUGCGCUUGAUGAAAGUCGAGAAUGCCACGCUCAAGGCAAAGCUGGAAGGAAGUGCCGCCCGGCCCGGUGCGACAUCACAUGCUUCGGGUGGCGCGGCAACUGCCUUCGAUCUCUCAGCUGAGACGCGACUGUCUGCUGCUCUGUCGGAUCUCGCACAGGCGCAGGCCUCAUCACACGAGAGCCAGCAGCUCGUCGCUGAUCUUCGGCGCCGCCUCGACGAGGCGCAGACGCACGGGCGCGAGCAGCAGGCCCGCGUGGAGAAGCUGCAAGCGCGACUCGUCAAAACGAAGAACAAGCACAAAGCGCAGAGGGACAAGUCCAGCACUGGCGAGCUAGCCGAAGGCUCGCCAAAGCCUGCCAAUUCGCCACCGGCGCCGUCGCGCGCGACGGCCGAAAGCUCAAGCUCAGCGCUGUUCCGUUCGGCCACUACGCUGCCGUCUCCGCCUCGGGCGGGCGCGUCUGGCACGAGCCAGCCGGCCAUCAAGCGCGAAGAGAUCGAGGAGAUGGAGGUCGACCAGCUGGCGGCAGAUAGCGAGCAUUCCGUCGAGCGAAGCACUCGUGCGGCGCGCACACCAGCAGCGCCUGCUCGUGCCGACAGCGCGGCGCCACCGAUCAGCGCGAAGCGCAAAGGCAAGGCCAAGGCGACUGAGGUCGUCGAAGUGAGCUCAGAUGCCGAGAGCGACGCGUCGUCUUCGUCAUCCGGAUCGGGCUCUGAAUCGCAAGCAUCUUCGCGACCGUCAGUACAAGCACAGGCAUCGGCGCAGCGCGGGCGGCCAGACGUCAUUGUCGUCGACGGCGCGGAGAGCUCGUCUCGCUCAUCGUCGGGUGCUCGUGCGCCCACAAGGAUCCUCCCACCGGUCGCGCCUCCGCGGCAGAGCGAGGCCGGCCCGGCGAGCUCAAGGAAGGCACGCAACCAGGACGCAGCACGAGAGAAGGCGCGCGAACUCGCGAACAAGGAGCGAGCAUCCGAGGAGAAGGCGCGUCUGCGCCGCGAGCGCAAAGCAGCGCAGGCACGCAUGCUUCUGGAAGAGCAGCGAGCCCGUGCCGCAGCCGAGGUCGCCGAGGCGCAGCGGCGCGCGGGUGCGCCUUCUUCGGCUGUCGAGUCGCAGCGCGCCGCCGAGAAGAGCGCCCACAAGGCAGCCAAGCGAGCGCGAAAGGAGAAGGAGCGUGCUGAUCGCGAGGAGAUGCUCGCAGCGCAAGCACGGCUUGCCGAGCGCCAAGCUCGCGUCGAUCGCGCGCCAGACCCGCCCGCUGUCACCUCUGCUGCCUCGACAUCGGCGCCGGCCAGCAAGAAGCGUCGGCGCGAGACGGAUAACGAGGACCAGCAAGCUCGCCCUGGCGGCAGUUCCCGCUCACGUCCGCGUCGCAGCGAUGCAAGUUCUGGCGACGCACGCUUCUCUGAGUGGCAGCGCGAUGUGGCCAUGCAGGGCGGCGCGGGAGAUGCAGCGUCGAACGACGACGACGAUGCAACGUCGAUGGAGCAGUUCCUCGAGUACCAGCGCUGGAAGCAGCGCAUGAAAGACUUGCGUCGUCAAAAGGACUCGCGCAUGGGUCGGCAGAGCGAUGCCGAGGAGGACGCGCCAGUGGCGGCAGCACAAUCGGGCUCGGGCGCUGCCUGGAACAGCACUCCGUCAACCCGCCGGCCGGCAGCGGCGCUGCCAGUGGGCAGCUCGACCGACUCGUCGUUCGCACGUCUAGAGUUGCAGCGCGCGGUGCCACUGCAGGCGGCGCAGAGUGGUGCUCCAAUGCCGCCCGUCGCACCUCCGGGUCCGGCCAGCAGGAAGCGAUGGACGCAGGAGGAGUUGCGAGCCCUCGAGGAUGCUUGUAAGGCGAACCUGAGCCGCCGUGACCUGCGAUACCAUCAAGAUCGCCAGGAGGCCGUGUACGAUGCGUUCUGCAACGCGACCGGCCCGCCAUUCCGCACGAUCAGCGGCGUGUGUCAGAAAGCGUACGAGAGCAUGUACUGGCCGCCGGACAAGCGUCCCAUUGGCCCGAAUAGCAGAGCGGGGCCGGCUCAGCCCAGCUCAGCCAGGCGUCGCGAGAGACGAGCAGACGCCAUCUAGCUGCCGGCUGCCUCAGCGGACGCAGUAAGACCAGGCGCCCAAUCGCAUCACUUGUAUCUUAGACCGGCGACCGUUCCUCAUCCGUCACCUAGGCCGCCCUACCAUCCAACUAAUUCAACGUUCAUCCCCGU